AUGGAGACGUGUUCGGAGUGGUCGAGCCGUCAAGGGCUGUGGAUGCUAAAGCCGCAAGGGGCGCUGGAAUGGGCACAAACGCCGGAAGAGCGCGACGCGUUGGAUGAGAGGUUCCAGGUGCAGAAGGUGCGCGUGCCCCGACAAGGUGGUGGAGCGCGCCGAGCACACAACCCGAGAAACUCGUAUGGCAUCUCGAGCACGAAGAUCUGUAUCAUGGUUCCCGAUGUCACGGUGGACGAGAUUCAUCCGAUCCGUCGCACACAACGCCCAAUGUGCGUCGUCGAGGUGAAGCGGCCUUAUCAAAAUGCGUUGAUGGCGAAUAACGAAGCGGUUGCGUACCACGCGCGUGCGGCGGAGAUGGGGCCUGGCAGGAACUUCAUUACGAUCUUGAUCAGGGCCAGGACAGUUGACAUGUACAUUCUGGGGGGCAACGCGGUGUACCACAGUUUUCCACUGCACGACGCCAAUACGCUGUAUAUGUGGCUCAAGUUCUGCACGCCUAGUACCCCGGAGACGCGCGGACCGCCAUAUCCGCCGAACCAACCGCUCCCCGAUCCGGAAGACGACGGAGAAGCCGAGGAGGAGGAGGAGGAGGAGGAGGAGGAGGAGGAGGAGGAGGAGGAGGGGGGGGAGAGGUAG
Dacryopinax primogenitus is the source of this 639-nucleotide messenger RNA. RefSeq lists its product as uncharacterized. The record is from RefSeq and is a predicted model, not a curated record. The coding region runs from base 1 to 639 and encodes 212 amino acids. NCBI's taxonomy places the organism in Eukaryota, Fungi, Basidiomycota, Dacrymycetes, Dacrymycetales, Dacrymycetaceae. The transcript has 2 exons.